AACUAGUAGGGGAUCCUCACCGACCAUGGCCACAGCUGCGUCGAAUCCCUACAGCAUUCUCAGUUCCAGCUCUCUGGUCCAUGCGGACUCUGCAGGCAUGCAGCAGGGAAGUCCUUUUCGAAACCCUCAGAAACUUCUCCAAAGUGAUUACUUGCAGGGAGUUCCUAGCAAUGGGCAUCCCCUUGGGCAUCACUGGGUGACCAGUCUGACCGACGGAGGCCCAUGGUCCUCCACACUGGCCACCAGCCCCUUGGACCAGCAGGACGUGAAACCCGGGCGCGAAGACCUACAGCUCGGCGCGAUCAUCCAUCACCGCUCGCCUCACGUCGCCCACCACUCUCCGCACACUAACCACCCCAAUGCCUGGGGGACGAGCCCGGCUCCGAACCCGUCCAUCACAUCGAGCAGCCAACCCCUUAAUGUGUACUCGCAGCCAGGCUUCACCGUCAGUGGCAUGCUGGAGCACGGGGGGCUCACCCCACCACCGGCCUCCGCCUCUGCACAGAGCUUACACCCAGUGCUCCGGGAGCCCCCAGACCACAGCGACCUAGCCUCGCACCACUGCCAGGACCACUCGGACGAAGAGACACCAACCUCAGAUGAGUUGGAACAGUUCGCUAAACAGUUCAAACAAAGAAGAAUCAAGUUGGGUUUCACGCAGGCCGAUGUGGGGCUGGCACUAGGCACACUGUACGGCAACGUGUUUUCGCAGACCACCAUCUGCAGGUUCGAGGCCUUGCAACUGAGCUUCAAAAACAUGUGCAAGCUGAAGCCGCUGCUGAACAAGUGGCUGGAGGAGGCUGAUUCGUCCACAGGGAGUCCGACCAGCAUUGACAAGAUCGCGGCACAGGGCCGAAAGCGCAAGAAGCGAACCUCCAUCGAGUGGAGUGCCUAGGAUGGGCAGAAUAGGCGAGCUGAUUGGGUUUGCAAAGUAGUGCGAAAUGGAGAGGUGAUUUUGAAAGAUUCUGCCCUCCCUGCCAGAAUAGUGGGGCCCCGGAAGGGCUUCUACAGCGCGAAUCUGGGUGCCAGAGAAGGAUUCCGCAGCAGCGCUUGAGCGAUAGAUGUCGGCUUGAGGAGCUGAGAGGGCUUCUGAACCUACUGAGGUACGGAAUGCCUGCACUCGGAGCUCCUCCAGGACCCGGUGCCUCUCCAAGCCAACCGGCAGCGCUACCCGACGUCGGCCUCCCAGGCGAAGGACUUUGCCUUUACAUGCUUUUGAUUUCACUGGAGAGGACACCCCAGAGACGCUGGCGACAGACUGGGUCAGCACCUCACAGGUCGGUUCACUUCCAGUUCAACGCCUGCUCCUUGAAUGAGAGAACUUCGGGGAGGGGUGGCGAGGGCGCUCCUCUGCUCUCUGCAAAACAACAGUGGAAUGAUUGGCAAAGGUCACAGGGAUUUUGGUCUAGCUCCGUAGAACAUCCUUUCCCAUGUAUAUAGCGCUGCCGCUGAGUCGGCUCACACGGGGAGCCAUCUCCACACCUCGGAAAAGCACAGCUGGCGGAAAGUCCACAGCGACGACUGGGCUAGUUAGUGAGAGCCCCGGCGUAUGGAUUUCUGUUUUUUAUCUCUUUUGUGUAUGUGUGCGCGUGUGCGUGUCUGCAAACGUGUGUGUGUGUGAGUAGAUAGUUGUUUGUAUCGUAUUACUAUUUACAAAAAACAAAAACUACAAAAAAAUCGCGCUAGGCUAUGUAGAGAUUCAAAAAACAUGCAGUUGCUGUGGCUUUAUGACUAGCUCUCAAGCCCACAGGCCAGGUCCACAGAGACAUCUCAUUCCCAAGGAGCAUGCAUGUACUGGCUGGCCAAGCACCCAGCGCCCAGCCGCUGCUUGCCAGACCUGCCUGGAAGCUUGUAUGACAGGGCCGGCCACCUAGCUUGGGCCUUCAGGCUCAGCUGUGGUAGACAAAGCUUCAAACUACCUACCUAAGGACCAGAUAGCCUAGGGCCCCUUGUUGAGGAUGCACUAGUAAGGGCUGCCAUGACUCUGGUCCACCACACUGUGUGCCCCCCAGCCGCAGGUCCAAGAGCAUGAGUUAAUUGAAAUCCCAGACCCUUUUUCUUUUUUUUUUUGUCAAGUCUUUGAAUUCUGUUGGUAGUUGGUUUUUAGUUCUGGGAUGUUUUUUCCACAUUGAGUUCAUGUGUUAAAACUGUUAGGCUUGUUUUUGUUUGUUUCAAUAUUUUUCUUUGCAGUUAAGUGCUAUGGUUCAAACCUGAGUUAACCCAAAUAUUUCUGCUGACUUUAUAAUUGUACAGUUUUGUAUAUUAAACGUUUUUGAAGUUAU
Messenger RNA from Artibeus jamaicensis (Jamaican fruit-eating bat), 2282 nucleotides. RefSeq names its product POU class 3 homeobox 4 (gene POU3F4). Gene Ontology annotation, molecular function: DNA-binding transcription factor activity, RNA polymerase II-specific; RNA polymerase II cis-regulatory region sequence-specific DNA binding. Gene Ontology annotation, cellular component: nucleus. The record is from RefSeq and is a predicted model, not a curated record. The transcript has 2 exons. Lineage: Eukaryota; Metazoa; Chordata; Mammalia; Chiroptera; Phyllostomidae. Bases 26 to 895 code for a protein of 289 amino acids. Gene Ontology annotation, biological process: regulation of transcription by RNA polymerase II; brain development.